AUUAUUUCAUUAUAAUAGAUGAUAGCAUUUUAAUUAAAAGAUGUGGAUAAAGGUUUGAUCCCUGAUAGAGUGGUCUAAGAAAUAAUCAGUAAAUUGCCUAAGGAGUCAGUUGAAAAAGCUAAAUACUUUGCCUAACUAUUCGAUCAGGCUACUUAAAUUCUGACAGAUGAAGGAAAUGAUGAAUUUGUGAAAAUUGAAAAAGCUAUUAUUAAUAAUGAUUUAAGAAAUUAAGUUUGGGAGAUUAAUUUCAAAGGAGAAGAAAACACAGAGUAUUAAGAUAAAAAAAUUCAAGGUUAUUUGAUUCUACCGAAUGACUAUCCUACAGCUGCUCCAAAAUUCUAUUUUUGGUUUUUCAAAGAUAAUUCUAAAAUUAUUCAUGAAAAUAUCUACGGAGAUGGAUUACUUUGUAUGCCUAUGGUGACAAAUAAUUGGAAAGGCAACGAAGGAUUAACCUAAGUGAUGAUGACUAUAAGAGACAUUUUCAAUAAUCCAAAUGAUAAAGAUCCAGCCAACCCUAUUUUCACGAAAGCCCCUAAUGUUGAAAAAACUAGAAGAAGAAAGGCAUAAUCAGAAUUAUUGGAAGACUGGGAAUGAUCCAAUUAUUUUAAAUAUAAGUAUUGAUAUAUAUUAUGAUAUAUCUCCA
Molecule: messenger RNA, 643 nt
Organism: Paramecium tetraurelia
Lineage: Eukaryota; Ciliophora; Oligohymenophorea; Peniculida; Parameciidae
Exons: 3
Biological process (GO): protein polyubiquitination; ubiquitin-dependent protein catabolic process
Molecular function (GO): ubiquitin conjugating enzyme activity
Source: RefSeq, a predicted model, not a curated record